AUGGCGAUGUUUUUCCAAGGAGAUAAAGUCGAAGUAUGCAGCAAGGAAGAAGGGUUCUUGGGUUCUUACUACCAAGCUAAAAUAUUAUCCCCGUUGAACGACAAUACUCUUUAUAGAGUGCAGUACAAGAACCUGGUUGAAGAAGAAGAUCAGACUCGGCCUCUGGUUGAGAUAGUUUCAGCCGACGAGGUUUUCCAUUAUCUGGACUCGGUGGAUGCUUUUGACAACGAUGGUUGGUGGGUGGGGAAGAUCACUGGGAGACAGGAUCUAAAUAUUGGGUUUAUUUUGAAACUACCGAGAUGA
Molecule: messenger RNA, 303 nt
Organism: Gossypium arboreum
Lineage: Eukaryota; Viridiplantae; Streptophyta; Magnoliopsida; Malvales; Malvaceae
Product: protein AGENET DOMAIN (AGD)-CONTAINING P1-like
Exons: 2
Coding region: 1-303 (100 amino acids)
Source: RefSeq, a predicted model, not a curated record